AUGGCAGCGAAAUAUUUGUUAAUAUCGCUGCUUUCCCUAUUGUUGUCGACGAACGCACUAUUGGCGUCGUCGACGGAGUUUCCUUUCCAGAAUUUCUCCCUUCCGUGGGAGGAGCGACUUGCCGACCUGAUCUCCCGACUAGAGCUGGAUGACAUCGUCCUCCAGUUGGCCCGCGGUGGAGCGGGUCCCAACGGCCCGACGCCUCCGAUCCCUCGGCUGGGCAUCGGCCCUUACAACUGGAACACGGAGUGCCUGCGCGGGGAUGUGCAAGCGGGAAAUGCAACCUCCUUCCCGCAGGCCAUAGGGAUCGCGGCGUCUUUCAGUGUUGAUCUGGCAAACAGCUUAGCUUCAGCAACGAGCGAAGAAGUUCGAGCCAAGUACAAUAACUUCACACAGCAUGGGAUCCAUCGGGACCACUGCGGACUGAGUUGCUUCAGUCCAGUCGUUAACAUCAUGAGACAUCCGCUAUGGGGAAGGAAUCAGGAGACAUACGGUGAGGAUCCCUACUUGACCGGCGAGAUGGCCAAGGCGUUCGUCAACGGUUUGCAGGGGCUGCAAGGACCAGCAGCCCGGUACCUUCGGACGGCGGCCGGAUGCAAACACUUCGCGGUCUACAGCGGACCAGAGGACUACCCCAGCUCCAGAUACACCUUCAAUGCCGGGGCAACAGAGAGGGAUCUGUAUAUGACAUAUCUACCAGCGUUUCGUGAAUGCGUCAAAGCAGGGGCCUACAGUGUUAUGUGCAGCUACAACAGUAUCGAUAGCAUUCCUGCCUGUGUAGACCAGCGAUUUCUAACCGACAUCCUGCGCACCGAGUUUGGCUUCAAAGGAUAUGUGGUCAGCGAACGGAACGCCCUGGAGUACGUCUUCCUCAAACACAACUACACUCAGACCCCUCUCCAGACAGCGGUGGCUGGCGUGAAAGCCGGAUGCAACCUGGAGCAGGCUGACUGGGCCCAGAACGUCUACACCAACCUCACCAAGGCAGUCCAGGCGGGCCUCGUGACGGAGGACGAGCUGCGGCAGCUGGUCAGGCCGCUCUUCUACACCAGGCUGAGACUAGGGGAGUUCGACCCGCCCGAGAUGAAUCCGUGGGGCAGGCUGCAGGCCUCCGAGGAGGUGGAAUCCCUUCAGCAUCAGAAUUUUGCCGUUCUGGCCGCCGUACAGUCCUUCGUCUUGUUGAAGAAUGCGAACAACACGCUGCCGAUUGGUCGUGUUAACAAAAUCGCAAUAAUUGGUCCGUUUGCCAAUUCUCCCCAAGACCUUUUUGGCAGCUACGCACCGCAAACCGAUCCCAAAUUUAUCUCAACGCCCUGGGAUGGGUUGAGACGUCUCGGGAGGUCUCAACGGCUGGCAGCCGGCUGUAACAACCCAAUCUGUGACCAGUACAACCAAACGGCCGUCAUGGAUGCAGUGACAGGAGUUGAUCUUGUGAUUGCGUGUCUUGGGACGGGGACUCAGGUGGAGAAUGAGGGACUCGACAGGAGAAACAUGUCCCUACCUGGCCACCAGCUGGAGCUCCUGCAGAACGCUGUCAAAUAUGCUGUAGGCAAACCCUUGAUUCUUCUUCUGUUCAACGGCGGUCCGCUCGAUAUCGGCUGGGCUGACAACAGCACAGGCGUCCACGCGAUCAUGGAGUGUUUCUACCCUGCCCAAGCUACGGGUACGGCUGUGCAUAACGUCUUGAUCAACAGUCAAUUCCCCACAGACGCCAGUCCGUCCGGGAAGCUGCCAUUCACGUGGCCAAGGUCACUGGACCAGGUCCCUGCCAUGACCAACUACAACAUGACCAAUCGCACCUACCGCUAUUUUACUGGAGACCCGCUCUACCCCUUUGGCUACGGCCUCUCGUACACUCAAUUCAAUUACAUCAACAUCACUGUGGGAAACACGACAAUCCAUCCUUGCGAUAACCUGAUGGUAUACGUCACACUGGUAAACACUGGGACUUCCUAUGCAUAUGAGACUGUUCAAGUCUAUAUCAAAUGGCACAAUGCAUCUGUGACCACGCCCAACAUCCAGCUGGCAGCUUUCAACCGGUUCAGGACAACCCCGUACAACAAAGUGACCGACUACCUGACCAUACCGGCCCGCGUGAGGGCAGUAUUCACCAACGCGUUGGUACUUGAGCCCGGGGUCUUUACGGUGUACGGCGGCGGCCAGCAACCAGACCAAAAGAGACAAGUUGGGUCCAACGUGGUCAACACGACGUUUACCGUGGCAGGACCCGUGACGCCUCUUUCAACAUGUCCAUAACAACUCACUCCAUCAAUGUUCAUUUUAAAAAUUAAUACCCUUUUGAUUGAUUGAAAUUCAUCAAGUUAUUUAGAAGGGCAUCGAUAAUUUAAAGUAACGGAAUAAAAUGUGAAAUUGAAGCAAUAACAUCCCAAGUACAGUGACAUCCCCAGAACAGUGACAUCCAAAGUAGAAUGACAUCCCAACUAGAAUGACAUCCCAAGUAUAGUAACAUCCCAAGUACAAUGACAUCCCAAGUACAGUGACAUCCCAAGUACAGUGACAUCCCAAGUAGAAUGACAUCCCAAGUACAGUAACAUCCCAAGUACAAUGACAUCCCAAGUAGAGUGACAUCCCCAGUCUCAGUGGCGCACCCAGAAUUUUUUUUUG
Patiria miniata (bat star) is the source of this 2625-nucleotide messenger RNA. RefSeq names its product xylan 1,4-beta-xylosidase-like. The record is from RefSeq and is a predicted model, not a curated record. Gene Ontology annotation, cellular component: plant-type cell wall. Gene Ontology annotation, molecular function: alpha-L-arabinofuranosidase activity; xylan 1,4-beta-xylosidase activity. NCBI's taxonomy places the organism in Eukaryota, Metazoa, Echinodermata, Asteroidea, Valvatida, Asterinidae. Gene Ontology annotation, biological process: xylan catabolic process; arabinan catabolic process. The transcript has 10 exons. Bases 1 to 2256 code for a protein of 751 amino acids.